Molecule: messenger RNA, 348 nt
Organism: Talaromyces marneffei
Lineage: Eukaryota; Fungi; Ascomycota; Eurotiomycetes; Eurotiales; Trichocomaceae
Exons: 1
Coding region: 1-348 (115 amino acids)
Source: RefSeq, a predicted model, not a curated record
AUGAAAUCACUAAACAAACAUCUCCCUCACUUCACCGGCUCCUCAGAACAAAAACAGUAUCAUCAAGGACUCCGCAGCACCUUGAAUCAAGACGAGCCCAACAUGGACAAUAAGCAAAAAAAGCAAAAGCCUUUCUGGAGCAUGCACAAACAGGGACAAUCCCAGCAGACCCGCAAAACCAGCACUGGCUCCUUCUCUGAUGACGAUCUAGCUGCCCUACCGGUCGAAAAGCAGUUUGAGACUGAUUACGAUAAGACUGGUCAUUUGGUGCCAGAUACGGAACAUUUUACGAGUGAGCAGGAUAUGGUUGGGGCUAGUAAUGAGGAGUUUCAUCAUCCUACGAUGUGA